AGUGACAGGUCACGUGUGCGGGUUAGGGUCAAAAGAGGCCAGAUUUCAUGGGAGUCAAAAACUGUAUAUGACACCGACGUACGUAAUAAUGCACGCGCACAGUCCGUUUCUCGAGUACUCACCGUGCAGCCGCGCAUAAUGAAUAAGAAAAUACAUGUAUAUGGUUAAGUUUUCUGUGAAUAUCCGCGUCGGGCUAGGUGACUGCAACACAUUGUGGGUAGAUUGAUUAAUCGCACCAGCGCAUCACUCUUAGUGCGCGGAAACUAAAGAUCAGUCGCAUUCGCAGGUGAUGCCGAGAUAGCAGACUUUGUUGUUGCACCACGGCGCAUGCAGCACUGGGGUCGACCAGCCCCGGUGUAUGUACCGCGUUCUUAUAAGUGAUUUUCUCCCGGCGGACCAUGGGCUCCGGGUCUAGCGUUGCUUCGGCCCGCCGGCUCAAGGGGCGCAGGCAGGGGAAGGUUGUGGACGUGGCCGCGCUGAAGGAGUCGGCGUUCCGGAAUCGCGAGAUCAAUAAAAUCAUCGAGGAAGAUCGGCAAGUCAUGAGGAAGACGGUCAAACUUCUCCUUCUGGGUGCUGGAGAGUCUGGCAAGAGUACAUUCGCAAAACAGAUCAGAUUGAUCCACCACGGCGGGUUCAGCGACAGUGAACGAAUGGUGUACAAGGCGGUGAUCAACUCCAACCUCAUCAACGGAAUGCGGGACAUCCUCGACGCCAUGUCGAUGCUCGACAUUCCCUACAGCAACCAAACACGACAGAUGGACGAAUCUAUAUUCAGAGCCCAGGCCGAAUUGGUGGAGAUGGGCACCUCGGAUGUGACACAACUACUGGCAGACACCGUCACAGACCUGUGGAGAGACCCAGGGGUGCAGCAGUGCUACGACAGAUCCAAUGAAUACCAGCUGCUAGACUCCAUCUCCUAUUUUGUAGAGAACGUCUAUCGAUUGGCUGAGCCGAACUGGUUACCCACAGAUGAGGAUAUCGUGCGGUCCCGUUUACGGACUUCCGGGAUCAUCGAAACAAGAUUCCAGUUUCGUGGACUUACUUUCAGAUUGUUGGAUGUCGGUGGACAGCGGAACCAAAGACAGAAGUGGAUCCAUUGUUUUGAUGACGUGACGGCGGUUCUCUUCACCGUGGCCAUCAGCGCUUACGAUCAAGUGUUAAGGGAGGAUAACCACACGUCCCGGAUGGAGGAGAGUCUCCUGCUCUUUGCCUCCAUCUGCAACUGCAAGUGGUUCACCAAGACCGCCACGAUGCUGUUCCUGAACAAAUGCGACAUCUUUGAAGAAAAGAUUCGGCGAGUUCCAUUAAAACGCUACUUCCAGACAUACAAUGGACCGAACGAGGCUGAACCGGCAAGGACUUUUAUCUGUGAUGUCUUUAAGAAGUUGAGUAACUCCAAGUCCAGACAGGUCUACCAUCACUUCACGACGGCUGUGGACAGGUCGAACGUCCAGUUUGUCUUUGAUGCUGUCACGGACGUGGUACUGAAAAGCUCCCUCAACACAAUAGGGAUGUUAUAAUCAAAAUAUCCAAACGGGAAACCGUUAGUAACAGACAAUUUCGUGUGAGGGCAAACUAACAGCUACCCGUCAGAUUCAAACCGCCCAGCUAACACCGGCAUGCUCAGCGGUAGAGUGGUAAGACGACUGCACUAGUAAGCAGGAAGUCGUGGGCUUAGAGACUCACUCGAAUAGUACUGUUGUGAAAUUGCCACUUCAGCUUUAAAACGACAAGGUAACACCAACAAUGUUCGGUGGUCGAGUGGUAAGACAUCUGCACCGGUAUGUAGGAAGUCGUGGAUACGAGUCUGACCCGAGUAUUCACUGGCAAGCCCCGGCCAUUAUCAUGUUGCAGCCAUCUUGAUUUUCUCCCAUUCAAAUCAACGUUACCAAAACGAGGCUGGAAGGGAAAAUAGUCUGGUUCAUUUUUUGCGCAAAAGGCAUUAUCAUUCAGUGCUGUUAUUUGAUACCGCAAACUUGAAUGAAAUGGUGGCAGCAUGAUAAAGGACAGUUCUUAUGAACUUUUAGAAACGGUGUUGCUUGAUGUGUCAUUAACGUUCGGAUGCUUCAAACUCCAAGCUAACUUAACAAUUAUGGAGUACCAACGGCACUGCUUCUCAAGUUGCCACGGAAGAUGAAAGGCAUAUCGAAAGGAAUGCCUUUAAGCCGAUUGCAGACUACUUAUAUUGAAAGAUGGAGUCUCUUAUCUGUUAUCCAUUGGUGCGAUGUGUCGAGAGCAACUACGUUUUGAUACACGAUAUGCAAAUGAGAUGGUAUCCUGUAGCAAGAAGGAAGCAGUGAGUUGUCUUCCUAGUACUCGACUGCUGCCAGUGCAGUAGGGAUGCGCAAUACAGGUUAAACUAUUGGAGUCAUUUUCAUUGGCUUGACGCGCGGAUAUGAACCCAGUUUCCAUACAUGGUAUGCAAAUGAUGUUACUUGUGGCCAAUGGGACGCAAGGAGUUCUGUUACCGAUGCCGGCCCACGUACUAACAGGAAUAAGACGGUACAAACUGAUUACGUAUGGAGACAAUAUCGUAUUGGUGUCAAAAUACCUCGUUUGCCAAUUGCCAUGCAUGUUCAGAGAGGAUUUAAACAACAUUUUUAGCAAGCCUCCUCAAGCAUUAUUUUGUAAGCAUUCGGUAAACAAAAUGCAGACACUAUUUUCAAGGAAAUGUCGGCCCAAAUAAAAAAUUUCAAAACUGUGUAAUGGUGAAUACCAAAGGCUAAAUAGCGCCCUCAAAGUAAACAGCGCCCUCAUAUCAUAUUGGCUCCCAGUCCCUAACGGGGGUGGUAAGCGGUAUGAUGGCAAGUAUAUGUUUCAUGAAUAUUUAUAACGAAUGAAAAUGCUCCAUUAUCUUGUCAUUGCGUUAUUGAUACAAACAUUUCGCAGAAUAUACAUAUAAUUAUAAUAAAACUAUUUUUCAAGUGUAAAAUCGUAUGCUGUCUGUAAAAAGGACGCUAUUAUAUUGAUUUUUAUAGGCAAAAUAAAUAACAUGGAACUUAAUAAAUUUAAAGCAUCUC
This is a messenger RNA of Patiria miniata (bat star), 3020 nucleotides long. RefSeq names its product guanine nucleotide-binding protein G(t) subunit alpha-3-like. Gene Ontology annotation, biological process: adenylate cyclase-modulating G protein-coupled receptor signaling pathway. Lineage: Eukaryota; Metazoa; Echinodermata; Asteroidea; Valvatida; Asterinidae. The record is from RefSeq and is a predicted model, not a curated record. Gene Ontology annotation, cellular component: heterotrimeric G-protein complex. The coding region runs from base 399 to 1520 and encodes 373 amino acids. The transcript is spliced from 8 exons. Gene Ontology annotation, molecular function: GTP binding; G-protein beta/gamma-subunit complex binding; GTPase activity.